GGUUACUUUUUGUUGAUGAUCACGGAAAGCCCGCCCACUCAAAUGUUUCCGUCUGUGUCUAGCAGCAAUGGCGCUGCCUGUGGAUAUCAGCGUACUUCUACAGUCAGACGUAAUAGAGGAUUCCCUAUACAAAGAUGAAGGCGUAUGUAUAUUGGGAAUAUUUGGGAAAAGUGCUGUGCAAGCCGGAUGUGCCAAGGAGUCUCUUAUAAACAUCUUGUCAGACAAACAUGUCUUUUCCUUGUUUGGCACCGACGAGACGGACGGUCUGGAUGAACGGAGCUCGAUUAAAGCGUAUUAUAACCAGGAAAACCGUGUGUUGUAUUUAGUACUGACAACCAUUUUCGACAACCGCCAGCUUCUCCGUGCAUGUGAGUCUUUAACCUCGGGUCUAGGUCACACCGAAGCGCACGAAUUUUGGAAAGGAGCUGAUAAGGAUCACUGCCUUAAGCUGCUCUAUCUCUUCUCAUUAUGCCACAUUCUGCUGUUAGUUCAUCCUACCUGCUCCUUCGAUGUCACGUAUGACAGGUUGUUCCGCGCCUUGGACGCACUGCGCCAGAAAACGUUACCUUUUCUCCGUGGUGCCAUAAAGGAUUGCCCCGUGUCAAAGGAAUGGAAAAUGAACUGCCGGCCCUGUCCUCCUCGCCUGCUGUUUGUGUUCCAGAUGAAUGGGGCACUGAGGAUAAGUGCAUCUGGACUUGCUGGAAAUGGCAAUGAUGGCACAGGAGUAGACAAGCCUAAGAAACACUCUCCUAGGAGGCGUCUGCAACAUGCAUUAGAAGAUCAGAUCUACAGAAUAUUCCGUAAGAGCAGAGUCCUCACCAACCAGAGCAGCAACUGUCUGUUCACCGUGCCUGCAAACCAGGCUUUUGUCUACGUGGUUCCGGGACCAGAGGAAGAUCCAAUUGGGUCCCUGCUUGGGCAGUUACGGGCAAACUGUGUGCUACGUGAGUGUGACCCUGGUACACCUGCCCCUGGUCAAAGGCGAUACCAACAGAUGCGCCACUCUAACAGGCAUCCCUCGUUUAAUAUAGAGAACAGUGGUCUUUCUUUGUCCGGAGGUCAGUUAGUGGACUGUACUCUGAAGGAGUUUCUUUGGCAGCAUGUAGAACUUGUGCUGAACAAGAAAGGCUUUGACGACAGCGUGGGCCGAAACCCACAGCCGUCUCACUUUGAGUUACCCACUUACUCCAAGUGGACUCGCGUCGCCUCCAGGCUGUACCAAGUCAUGAUAGAGAACAGUGAAGAAGACACAGCAGAACUUUUCCUUAAAGUGCAGGGUCAACUCAAGGUUCUCGAAGGCUUCCUAGAUGCAGAUGCAAAAUUCUCAGAAAACAGGUGUCAGAAAGCAUUGCCGCUGGCUCACAGCACAUAUCAGUCCAACCUGCCUCACAACUACACUACCACAGUGCAUAAGAACCAGCUAGCUCAGGCCCUGCGGGUCUACAGUCAGCACGCCAGGGGAGUAGCCUUCCAGCGCUAUGCCGUACAACUUCAUGAGGAUUGCUACAAGUUCUGGAGCAAUGGACACCAGCUGUGUGAGGAGCGCAGCCUCACAGAUCAGCACUGUGUGCACAAGUUUCACCUGCUACCCAAACCAGGAGAGAAGCCUGAGGUGGAUCACAACCCUCCUAUUCUCUAUCACAACAGCAGAGGGCGCUCAACAAGUUCCUGUAAUUGCGGCAAGAAGCAAGCCCCUCGAGAAGACCCGUUCGACAUCCAGACUGCCAACUACGACUUCUAUUUAAUGCUUGAGGAGAAGUGCUGUAGUAAACUGGAGAGGAUAAACUUCCCCGUGUUCCAGGCCAGCACUUCCGACCCAGCACCUGCCUGUGACGAUGCAGCCAGACCUCAAGAAGCACCAGCUUCUGAUGCCGAACGUCUCAAAGAAAAAGAGAGUGUGACCCAUACGCCUGGAGAUAGCACAGGUCUAAGCCUCGCUCUCAGUCUUGGCCAAUCCACUGACAGCUUGGGUGCUUACGCUGAUGGAGCCGAGGGCCAUGAGAAGAGACAGAGUGUUGACAGACAGGCCUCCACUGUGGAGUAUCUACCUGGCAUGCUGCACUCUGGAUGUCCUAAAGGGCUUCUUCCUAAAUUCUCCAGCUGGUCACUGGUCAAGCUUGGGCCAGCUAAGUCUUAUAACACCCUUGUUGGUUUGGAGCAGCCUGGCUUCCUGCCUGGCUCAGCAUUUCUCCUGCCAUGGGACUUGGUGAUCCGAAGCCGCUCAGAGGAUGAUUCUAGCUCCACAGAGCUUGAUGGCGGAGCAUCAUCAUGGCCAGCUCCCAAUAAAGUGCCUGCUGGGAAACGGAGCACUGUAGGGAUCGGCCGCGGCCGAAGGCGUGAUGACGUCUCGCGUGUGUAUGUGGGGUUUGAGUAUGAGGACAGCAGGGGCCGCCGUUUCCUCAGCUCUGGUCCAGAUAAAGUAGUGAAGGUACUUGGACAGGGAGGGCCCAAGGAGCCAGCCACUCGAGUCCUGAACUCGGACAUGCCCCUGUACAUUCCAUCUCCUGCCCAGGGCAGAGGAAUCAAGCCUCACUAUGCUCAGCUGGCCCGCCUCUUUGUUGUGGUUCCUGAUGGACCUAUUGAGAUUAUGCUUAGCCCACAGGUUCAGCCAGGGCCACCUCCUUGUCCCAUUUUCCAUCCUGAGCAGCCAGAGGUUGUGCUGCCCCCUGAUGGACUGUGGGUGCUACGAUUUCCCUAUGCCUACCUGACAGACAGUGGACCAUGCUAUCCUCCAAAAGAGAAUCAACCCCUGGCCAGCUUCCGGGUCCUGAAGGGCAUUUUGCGUGCCAAUACUGCUUGUUCUCCUGCACAGUGAUACACAGUACUUCAAUGAUUUAAGAGAUUGCUUUCUUAGCAAGCCUGAAAAUCUUUCCCCUUUAUGUUCUAACACUUUUUUAAAACUGUGCUUAUGACUUAAUAAAUAACUGUUUCAUGAUCACGAAAA
This is a messenger RNA of Ictalurus punctatus (channel catfish), 2944 nucleotides long. It is a transcript of the gene smg8, whose product is annotated as SMG8 nonsense mediated mRNA decay factor. NCBI's taxonomy places the organism in Eukaryota, Metazoa, Chordata, Actinopteri, Siluriformes, Ictaluridae. The transcript has 4 exons. The coding region runs from base 68 to 2815 and encodes 915 amino acids. Gene Ontology annotation, biological process: nuclear-transcribed mRNA catabolic process, nonsense-mediated decay. The record is from RefSeq and is a predicted model, not a curated record.